Messenger RNA from Oenanthe melanoleuca, 5570 nucleotides. It is a transcript of the gene ETFBKMT, whose product is annotated as electron transfer flavoprotein subunit beta lysine methyltransferase. Bases 2497 to 3312 code for a protein of 271 amino acids. Gene Ontology annotation, biological process: peptidyl-lysine trimethylation. NCBI's taxonomy places the organism in Eukaryota, Metazoa, Chordata, Aves, Passeriformes, Muscicapidae. Gene Ontology annotation, molecular function: protein-lysine N-methyltransferase activity. Gene Ontology annotation, cellular component: mitochondrial matrix. The record is from RefSeq and is a predicted model, not a curated record. The transcript is spliced from 3 exons.
UUUGGGGGGGGGAGGUGAGGUUUUUCUUAUGCGUUUUGCUAUGUUUUGUCUUCUGUUCAAGUUCGACUCACCCACUUAUUUAUAGUAACGCAGGCAGGCCAGUAGUGUUAAAUGCAGUGAUAUCUGUUCUGCUAUCCAUCCUGAUUUUAUUCCCUGUAAGAUGGACGGGCCAGGAGAAUCAAACACAGGGAUAUCCAUCCUACUAUCCAUCCUGAAUUUAUUCCCAGGAAAAUGAGCGGGCCAGAAGUGUCAAACACAGGGAUGCCCAUCCAUGCCUUCCCUCACUAACCAUUUAAGCUCAGUUUGGCAUCUUGAGCACUGAGCUCUUGGCAGUUGUUUCUGUACCAAUGAUUAAUUUCAGGAGAGUAACCAUCGUGACAGGCAAAUAAAUGCUACAGAAUUUCAGCCCUGCUUAUUUGCAACAAUUUGUGGAGAAAAGACAGCAUACAGCAUUUGCUGACAAGAUUUAUCUCUCCAAUUGAUUGCAGUUAACAUCAUGCUUCCCUUAGGCAGAUGAGGAUUAUAGAGCUCUGCCUUCAAGAAGGUAGGCAUUUGCUAAUUGCAUUCAUUAAUUACAUGGACUCUGCUGAAUGGCAUUCUCCAGUGUGGAAAAAUGCAAAAUGUUUGAUUGUGUGUAUUUAUUUGUAAUAGAAACAUAAAGCCUCUAGCCAAAGAUUUAAACAAAGAUUUAGUGGGAGUAUUAGCCUAAAUGGCAAAGUGUGAAGUUACAGCUUAACAUUUUAGUAAGUGAUGAAACUAAAGCCGGUUCUUAAAGCAGAGGCCUGCACAUAGCAAAAAUACCGCUGAACACAUAUGAAUUUUUUUCUAAAGACACACACAAAUAAAGAUAAACUGACCUAAUGAAUUACAAAGUAGUAAGACUUUGGCAUAUCCUUCCUGUUGUCCCUUUGUCUAGUUUUAAGGACAACCUGCGCAGCUUUUAGAUAGAGAAGUUGUCCAUGAUUCUUCUGUUGUGAAAAAUUGUCGGACUGGGAUGAAAGUUGUUUUUCUUCAUACAUCAUUCUGCUGGUUUGUGAAAAUCACUGCAGAAGAGUGAAAACAAUUGCAAAACCAUGAGUUCAGUUUCUUGUUUGUUUGUACUUGCAGUCUUGCUGUUGUGGAAGCACAGGCCUGAAAUGCUUCACUGGUUGUCAGUUUCAAGGGAGGUUCAAAAGCUGUGCUCUGAAGCAGGGAAGUCUGAGUUAUUGAAAACAAAUUAGAGAACAAGGGAAGGAAGGAAAAUGAUACAGGAGUACUCAUGGGUGGGUGAAGGAUAUCUAAGCAGGAAGGUUGGAAAACAUUUCCUCUCCCUUCAGGCAACUUCUUGCUAGUGUACUUGCAGGAUCAGCAUAGGAAGGGCCCAGGGUCUGCAAGAGAAGGUGGGCAAGGAAAGUUUGGUGAUGAAGUGCUGAGAGGCUCUUCCUUUGCCUCUCAAUGAAAUGCUGUGCCUCUCCACUCUCCAUUCUCUUGAUUCUUAAAUGAAUCUAAACUCUGACAUACUAAUCUUUUGUUCUCCUUCACUGCUUGUACGAAGUGUACUCAUGCCUUGAGUGGUGUGAGAAGGCCAUCCACUCUGAAUGUAUCACCUUUUAAAAACUUAAUUUAAAUAUGCUGGAUUCACUUUCUCUCUUCAGACAGCUUGGAGCAUGUUUUGUUUGUCAGAGUGGGCUAUGGGAAUGGAGGUCUGCUUUCUUCUCAUGACAGCAUGUACAUGAGAAUAUUGCACCAUAAGACUAAACAAUCCUUUAAAAUACUGAAGACUGAAAUGCAACAAAUUUGGACUAUUCUGAUUAGUUUUGUUUAAUCUUUUUAUAAGAUUAGUUUUGUUUGUUUUUUUCUAUUUUUGUCAAUUUUUGAGCUGGCAGAUUGAUAAAUUCUAGGGAAAGAGAGGAAAUCUUUUAAUUGCUUGCCUUUACAAAGAUGCUUUUGUAUUAAAGAUUCAUCACCAUUAUAAAACUGCUAAUUAAUGGUGUCUCUUCAAACAACCUACUGAUAACCAUUGCUAUGUCCACAGGCCCUGCAAUGCCAGAGUCUUCCUGCAAAAUCUGAAGAUUCAGUAGAAGAACCCUAAAUGGCAGUAGAUUGCUGUGUGCAUAUCUUCAGGGCAGAGGGAGAGAGAUGUUAAAAGGUUGCAUGUUUAAUUUUUAGCUCUAUCAGCUGUCCCACUAACUGGUUGUUUCUCACUGGAUAAGUUUAGAGUACUCUUGUGAAUGGGUCUCUUGAUAGCUUCUUCCUCAAAUACCACUUCUUUCAGACUUAAGACUGGGCAAGGCAUAAGAGCACAGGGACCUCUUCUUGAAGUCCCUGGUGGUGCAAAGCCUUGAAGUCACUGAAGAAACAUCACUUACAAAGUGUUUUUUUCCUUUCAGGAAUUGUCAUCCAUCACUAUGAAAAACCACAGUCUCUGAGUUUGUUUCAAGCUUUGUGCCUCAUCACUUACUGCAGAAAAGCUGUGCUUCAAGCUCUCCUGGGGAAGGCUGGUGUCCUUGGGGAAACAUGGCCUUCCAUGGCUGGAAGCAGCUGCUCUUCUUGGGCAGGCAGAACACCCUUACCAAGGUGUGGAGAAGCAGGAGGGGAGGCUCCUCUCUGUGCUGGAAGCGCUGCUGCCAUUGGAGCACAGGCAAAUCUCUGGACCCCGAGGUGAGAGCGUUUUUGGAGGAGAACACCGAGGUCACCAACAGCGGGCACCUCACACCAGAGAUCCGGCUGCGCCUCCUCACCCCUCGCUGCAGGUUCUGGAGAGAAAAACCUGACCUGUGGCCUUAUGGAGACCCCUUCUGGGCAAUUUACUGGCCAGGAGGCCAAGCCCUCUCCAGGUAUAUUUUAGAUAAUCCACAUGUGGUUAAAGGGCGAUCGGUUCUGGAUCUUGGAAGUGGAUGUGGAGCAACAGCAAUAGCUGCUGUGAUGAGUGGUGCAUCCCAAGUCCUUGCCAAUGACAUUGACCCUAUUGCAGGAAUGGCAAUGAUCUUGAACUGUGAACUGAACCACCUGAAUCCCUUCCCCAUCACCAUUAAGAAUAUCAUCAAUUCAGAGGCUGGCAACUGGGACCUCAUAGUUCUAGGAGAUAUGUUUUAUGAUGAACAACUUGCUGAUGGUCUGCAUCGCUGGCUGCAGAAGUGCAUCAGGAUUCACCAGACUGAUGUGCUGAUUGGUGACCCUGGCAGACAUCAAUUUUUAAGCCACAGCAUUCACAGUCAGCUGCACAAAGUUAUAGAAUAUUCACUGCCUGAGUAUACAAGACAAGAAAACUAUGGGCUAACAUCAAGUAUUGUCUGGAGUUAUCAGCCUUCAAACAGCUUAGACGACUCUUGAAGCUGACUUCUAUGGGAUUUUGUCUCACUUGGUUGGCUUUCUGCAGGUAAAUAAAAUGAAAACAGGAAUUAAAAGGGAACAUUAUCUGUAAAUAAAAAAAAAGUAAAGCAGCUUAUUGUACCUUCACUGGACUGAUUCCAGUUAUACUCACUGAGGUUUUUGCUCAAUUUGAGGUAAAAGCUACAUGCAAACUGUGUUCAAAGGGGCCUGCACUGAUGUGCAGAUCUACAGACAACUUACAUGUAGAAGUUUGCAUGUUUGAUGUUUCUCAUGUAUAUUUGUGUCUUGCUGACAUUACUGUGAAAUGUUUUGGAUGUCCAGCAUACUGCUGUAGGGAGAGUGCUGUGGCUGAAGGACUACUGCACUGCUUCCACAAGCUUCUGCAGUUAAUUUAUAGAAAAUUUCUAAAUAUUGGAAAUUAUUGCUGUCCUCCAUAAAAUUCUCCACCAGAUUAUUAGCUCAUAAUAUGCUCAACUUGAAGUGCCUUGUUCUUUUUCUGGGUAUUUCUUCUGAAUGUCAAAGUAACUAAUUUGAAUCUCCUCCUUUCCCUCUAUAAUAAAAAUUUCCUCUUCCUUGAAACUGCCAGAGUGAUUAUGUAGGAGUUGCACCCAAAUCUAAAUUCUGCUUCUUGACUGCCAGCCAGUGAAAAAGCUUUAAUAAAUGGAAAGUGAAUAAAUAGUACCAGCUAUGGGGUAGCUUAAUUCCCUUGAGAGUAGGGUGAAAUGAUCUACAUUCCUUACAUUACCCUUUGCAAGGGUAAACCAGGCAAUCUAUCACAUUGGGAAGCUGCUGAGGGAUGAAGCAGUCUUCACUUCUGUGAUAAACAGAAAGUAGCUAAAUAAAAACAGGGAAUAAAAGUCUGAUAUAAUUAUUUUGCUCUUCUCUUGAGGAGAUGCUAGACAAACUCCAGAAUCAUUCUCAUUUUAUCUGCCAACUAAGAACCAGUUUCAUCUGCCAAACAUGGUAAAAAAAAUCUGAUCCUCAGGUAAGAUGCUUUAAUUGUAGCCAUUUGAAGAAGAAACCAAUGCUUUCAGAGCAGUCAAUGCUUAUAGGAACUGUCAACUUCAGCAGUCCAUUAUUGAACAAGCAGUGAUCAGAAGCUAAUAACUGCACCAUAGAACACAGUGCACCUACAACUGUCACGCUGCCAGGUGCUGUGGUGGAAGCUUACAAAUCUGAAAAAGCAUGUGGUACUCAGAAAACCAUGGUAUUCAUGAAGUAGGAAGUUUAGAAGCACAGUCAGACAUACAUGGUUCUAUAAUCCAACAAGUAUUCAGAACUGUUCAAAUAGCCAACUUCUAAACUUUAAUCUUCAGAACAAUAUGUGAAUGUUCUGCAAGGCUCACAACAAUAACAAUAGAGAAUACAAAGUCCUAAAUGCAUCCAUGGUACUUCACCCAGUGCCAGUAAACAUUUGUUGAAAUUACUGUAAACCAGAAAACAUUCCAGUGGAGUUAUGCAAAUACUAAACACGUAAGGGCAGACUCAAGCUCUAAUGGUAAAGGAUUUAAAAUAACUUAUAUUAAACUUUGAAACCUAAAACUACAUAUUAAACUUUGAAACCUAAAACUACAGUGUUACCUUGUUGCAGUGUUUUACAGCUUUUUAAGCACCAGGUGAGGAUGUACCACUAAGUUACACGCUGAGAAGAGGCUGUAGAGAAAGAUGGUAAAUAUACAAGCACACUUAAGGACACAGUAUAAGCUGCAUUUGCCUUCAACAUGACAAAUCCAAGGUUAUAUUAGCAAGGAGAAAAAGGACAACUUUGCCACUGAGGUCAGCCAGUAGUAUUGUUUCAGAGAGCUGCCUAAACAGCUGUAUGACUCAAUAUCAAAAAUAGUGCAACACACAUUUAUUGUCUAAGAGUUCAAACGAAUGAUGAGCCCUGAUCGAUCCCAGAGAUUCCGCAGGGCAUGACAAUAAACUACUCAGCAACAAAAAACAAACAAAACAAACAAACAAGCAAAAAACAAAAAAGCAAAAACAACCCCCACAAAACAAACAAAUAAAAAAAACCAACCAACCAAACAAACAAAAAAACCCAAAAAACCAAAACAAAAAACCAAAAAAAAACCAACCAAACAAAAAAAACUAAACCUGGUAGAUUAGGUUAUUAGCUUCUAUCUGGUGCAAGAAUUUUCUGCAGAGACAGCUGUAAGAUGCUUGUGGCUACUGCAGUAAAAUCAACUCCUUGCACCAAUGGUUUGUACUGAUGCGGUUACACCCACAGGGAUCAUAGGAGCACGUUCAUCACAGGG